Heteronotia binoei (common prickly gecko) is the source of this 1216-nucleotide messenger RNA. It is a transcript of the gene STEEP1, whose product is annotated as STING1 ER exit protein 1. The transcript is spliced from 7 exons. NCBI's taxonomy places the organism in Eukaryota, Metazoa, Chordata, Lepidosauria, Squamata, Gekkonidae. The coding region runs from base 142 to 810 and encodes 222 amino acids. The record is from RefSeq and is a predicted model, not a curated record.
GAGGCUGCAAAGCGAGUUAGCCGGGCGGAAGCAGCGGGGCAGCUCUUCCUUCCAGUUUCAGCCCUCGAGAAGGCGGGGCUGACCCCGCAGGAAGCGUUUGUUUCCGGGUUGUCUGUUGGCGCUGCGUUCCGGUGGUCCGCCAUGCCUAAAGUGGUGUCUCGUUCUGUCGUUUGCUCGGAUACGCGCGACCGCGAGGAAUACGAUGAUGGCGAGAAGCCUCUGCAUGUCUAUUACUGCCUGUGUGGACAGAUGGUGCUGGUUUUGGAUUGUCAGCUCGAGAAGCUGCCCAUGAGACCACGAGACAGAGCCCGGGUGAUUGAUGCUGCCAAACAUGCUCAUAAAUUCUGUAACACUGAGGAGGAGGAAAAUGUUUAUCUUCGCAGGCCAGAAGGCAUUGAACGACAAUACAGGAAAAAAUGUGGAAAGUGUGGGCUGCUUCUCUUUUACCAGCAUCAACAGAAGAAUGCCCCAGUGACGUUCAUUGUUGAUGGCGCUGUAGUCAAAUUUGGACAGGGAUUUGGAAAAACAAACAUUUACACCCAGAAACAAGAGCCUCCCAAGAAGGUGAUGAUGACCAAACGGACCAAGGACAUGGGCAAGUUCAGCUCAGUCACCGUCUCAACCAUUGAUGAAGAGGAGGAGGAGAUUGAAGCGAGAGAAAUUGCUGAUUCCUAUGCCCAAAACGCCAAGGUGAUUGAGAAGCAGCUGGAACGGAAAGGCAUGAGCAAGAGGAGGCUGCAGGAGCUGGCUGAACUGGAAGCCAAGAAGGCCAAGAUGAAAGGAACACUAAUCGAUAAUCAGUUCAAAUAAGAAACACUGAGUUGUGGUAAUCAUUGAGACAUUUCUGGAAAAGGAAGAAAACCGCAGUAACUCCCAUCCUGUUGGCGUGCCACUUGAAAUCCAGAUACAUCUUUAAAAGGCACUUUGUUGGUCAUCAGCGUAAAAGAUGGGACUGUUCUGGUUUCUGGGAAGGAUUAACAUCUUCUGAAAUUCCCUGUUGUAUUCCCAGGAAGUACUCAAUCAACACUUAAGUUACUGGCAAGCAACCUGUCCUUCUCAAGGUAGCCGCCUGUGGAGGGAGUGUAUAUAAAAGCAUUAACAUGGCUCAGAUAUGGUGAAGAUUUUUAAAAUUAUUAUUAUUUUCCUGGGUAGGUGCCUACCCAUCUAGUUUUUUUUAUACAGAAGCUGUACAGAAAAUAAAACCCUGAUAAGUUAA